Molecule: messenger RNA, 764 nt
Organism: Hyaloscypha bicolor E
Lineage: Eukaryota; Fungi; Ascomycota; Leotiomycetes; Helotiales; Hyaloscyphaceae
Exons: 1
Coding region: 158-646 (162 amino acids)
Source: RefSeq, a predicted model, not a curated record
AAUGGUCGUCAAAUUGCUUACGUGCUCAGGCGAGGUGAAGCGUGGAAGUGAAGCGUGCUCGUCGCCCGGCCAUUCGCCCAACCACCGCAUUUGAGGCCCAGAUGUCUUUCCUUUUGCUCCCUCGAAUGCUCAUCCUCGAUGCCUCUGUUCCACGCGAAUGCGUGCCCUCUGCCCACCAGAAUCGGGGACCCCCAAAGCGCUAAGCAUUUCGGUCCCGCAAAAAUGGAUGCAAGGCAGCGCAGAUGCCGAGUCCCAAGAUGUCUUGGGAGGCCAUCAUCAAGAAGGGAGAAAAUUGUUCGGAACUGGGCACAAGCCGCCUUCUCUCUUCUCCUCCACUUCUCACGGUUCCCUCCCGCUCCGCACCCGCGUCCCAAGAAGUUGUUGCACAGACAAACCCUCUAAAGUUUCGAAACAUCGAAAAGGAGAAGCAGCCAGACCAAGGAAGAUUACCGAGUCUCAUCCAUCCCUGAUCCAAGAGCAUCCAAGUCCCGAGCACACUUCUCUCCGUCAAAUCUCCUUCAGCCUGAUGUUUCUCUCAAUCCGUGGCCUUCGCUGCAUCCGCGUAGAUUCUGUAACACCAAUACUCUUUUUGAGUCUUUCCCAUUACCACGGAACCUCCGCUACACGAGUGACCGCCCAGCCAUGAGAGUCUCACAAAACGCUCGGCUGAUUGUCUGAGAAUACUCAAUGAAUUGAUUAUUGGGACGUUGGGACGCUUAGCUAAUCUUUGCAGGAGCUUUCCGCACUGCACUGCAUUACUGUCC